Molecule: messenger RNA, 2950 nt
Organism: Phascolarctos cinereus (koala)
Lineage: Eukaryota; Metazoa; Chordata; Mammalia; Diprotodontia; Phascolarctidae
Source: RefSeq, a predicted model, not a curated record
AGCCUCGGCCCAUACUCGGGGAAGGAAACGCCUAAGCACGACCAUUAUUAUUCUUUUCUUUUCUUUUUUAAACACAAAACUAGACAACCAACUUUGGUCGGGUUUGUGAUUCAGCCAAAAAACAACAACCCGACACUUUGCUUCAGUUAGGGGGUUCGGCAGAGCAACACGCCUCCUUCCGAGUGUUGGCUUCCAGUGCGGGCAGGUUUGGGCUUAUGUUUCAGCAGAAGGGAGGGAGGGGAGGAGAGGGGGCCGGAGCCGAGCGUGCAGCGCAUGUGCAGGAAGAGCCGGGAGAGCCAGCACUUAUUGAGCGCCCGCUGUGUACCCGGGGGCCGGAGCCCUGAGCUGCUCCGAGGGGAGGUGUGGACGAGCCACCAACAGCGUGCUGCAGAAGGCAGAAUGGCGAGUGUGUUGUCACGGCGCCUUGGCAAGCGCUCCCUCCUGGGAGCCCGAGUGUCUGUCCCCAGUGCCUCUGGAGAUGGCUUAGCAGCGGCAGUCCAGCCCUCAGGUUCCCAUGCUGAGCUGAUGGGGGUGGUUGCCCCUCAGCCCUUCCCUGUCUACAAGGACAACCACUGCCAGGAACAUCCUAAGGAGAUCCUAAUGGCGCCCGGUGUCCCAGGUCUGCAGCAGGUGGUGUUUCAGCCAGGGCAGAAGGUCUGUGUGUGGUAUGGGGGCCAGGAGUGUACAGGAGUGGUGGAGCAGCACAGCUGGGCAGAAGAUAAGGUGACGGUUCUGCUGCUGGACCAGAAAUUGCAGAUCUGCUGCAAAUCAGAGGAGGUGUGGCUGCCGGAGCUGAAGGGUUCUGUGCCUCAACUGCCACCAGCCAUGGAACAGGCAGCUCCUGCUACAGUGUACAGAUCCGUCUCCAGGAAUAUUGAUGUCCCGAAGAGGAAGUCAGAUGCAGUGGAGAUGGAUGAGAUGAUGGCGGCCAUGGUCUUGACCACGUUGUCUUGCAGUCCAGUAGUGCAAAGUCCUCCUGGCAUUGAGUGCAAUUUACCUGCAUCUCGAACAGCUUGUGACCUGUGGAAGGAGAGUGGGGAUGUGUCAGACAGUGGCAGCAGCACCACCAGUGGGCGCUGGAGUGGAGGCAGUGGAAUCUCCACUCCAUCUCCUCCCCACCCGCAAGCAAGCCCCAAAUAUUCCAGUGAGGCCUUUGGCUCACCAAAAGCUGACCAUGGUUUUGAGACGGACCCUGAUCCUUUCCUGAUGGAUGAGCCAGCCCCACGAAAGAGAAAGAACUCAGUGAAGGUGAUGUAUAAGUGUCUGUGGCCAAACUGUGGCAAAGUCCUGCGUUCCAUUGUGGGUAUCAAGAGGCAUGUCAAGACCCUCCACCUGGGGGACAGUGUGGACUCUGACCAGUGGAAACGAGAAGAGGAUUUCUACUACACAGAGGUGCAGAUGAAGGAGGAAGCUGCCACUGUGGCGGUUGCUACUCCCACCACUGAGACAGUUCCCAUCCAGAGUCUGACCAACCCACCCCUUGCCAUCCUACCACCACCCCUGCCCCAGGCAGAGUCAUUAGUCCUGGAACACCCUGUCUUGGAACCUUACUUGCCUACUGGUGCUCUCAGCAAGUCGGCCCCUGGUUCCUUUUGGCACAUUCAGGCUGACCAUGCAUACCAGGCACUACCAUCAAUCCAGAUCCCAGUAUCUCCACACAUAUAUACCAGCAUUAGCUGGGCUGCUGCCACUUCUACUAUCCCAUCCCUUUCUCCGGUCCGGAGCCGGUCACUAAGCUUCAGUGAACCCCAGCAGCCACCACCUACGUUGAAAUCCCACCUGAUUGUCACAUCACCACCCCGAUCACAGAGCAGCACCAGGAAAGCCCGUGGAGAAGCCAAGAAGUGCCGUAAGGUAUAUGGCAUUGAGCACCGGGACCAGUGGUGCACAGCUUGUCGGUGGAAAAAGGCCUGUCAGCGAUUCCUGGAUUGAACUUGUUGAACCUGCUUGACUUCUUACUUCCCUGCUCCCAGAGCCCACCCCGCCCCAGGCCCUGACUUGGUAGCCCAGAGGAGGAAGUGAUGCAACAGUGUCUCCUGAGCCUCCAGCAGUGACCUAAAGAUUCAAGUUCAGAUUUUGAGUGUGGGAUGUAUUGGUCAAGGUUUAACUGGGUUUUUUCCCUUUCGUUCUUCUUUUUUUUGUUGUUGGGAUGCUUUAUUUUGUUUUUGGAAAUACAAAGGAAAUGAGAGAAUUUUUCCUUCCUAUUGGUCACAGAAAACAGGAGAAAGCCAGAGCCAAUGAUUUGUGUGCUCUGUAGUGACCCAGAGACCAAAGAAUUAUUUUCUUUAUUCCUUCUCUUAUUUUUCUCUCAUCCGGGGCAAGUUCUUCUGACGCUCUUGGAAGGAGCAGCUCUGUAGGUAUUGCUGCUGAGUCGGCAAAUUCUCUCAGAAAUCUUCUUAGAGGGACUGCUUGGUGCCCAGGAGAGGCAGAAGAAAUUGUUUAAAAAGUGGCUUCAUUGGUCACAUGAAGACAGGAGGUACUGAUGCUGAUAGAGAUGGAAAGUCAAGAGAUUUGACCAAGUACAUCUUUGAUCCAUCUGACUUCAGGAGAAGGAAAGAUUGAUCCUUUUUCAACAAACAGCAUCCAUGGAAGUGAAAGGACAUUUUAUCUUUUAGUAAUACAUUUGUUCAAGCUAUUUUAAUCUGGGUUCUUCUAGACAUUGGCUUUCACCCCCAGCCAUCUCAUUUGGUUUUUUAAAGCCCAGCCUAAUGGAUUUUUAAGAGUCUCCAAACCAAGCUAUGCCAGAGGGUAAUAGUGACCUCCCACAUUUCAAAGGGUGAAUCAACAUGGCUUUGAGCAUUUAAGUGUUUUUUUUUCAAUUUCAAUGAGGAAAUGCUGGAGGUUGUCACAGCCUCCCCAGAAACCUCUGCUGCCACCCAAAGUGAAAUCCUUUCAUCUUUUACCCCUCUCGUCAUAGAAAUAUGUCACAUUAAAAACAACAAAAAAACCU